Messenger RNA from Ciona intestinalis (vase tunicate), 1295 nucleotides. RefSeq names its product D-aspartate oxidase-like. The record is from RefSeq and is a predicted model, not a curated record. Lineage: Eukaryota; Metazoa; Chordata; Ascidiacea; Phlebobranchia; Cionidae. Gene Ontology annotation, cellular component: cytoplasm. Gene Ontology annotation, biological process: D-amino acid catabolic process. Gene Ontology annotation, molecular function: FAD binding; D-amino-acid oxidase activity.
GUGCCGUAGGCAUGGACGUUCCAAUUAAAAUAGACGUCUUAGGCGCUGGAAUAAAUGGACUGGCAUCAGCCUACUGCUUGGCAAAUGAAUUUCCCAAAAGUCAUAUCACAAUUACGGCAGAAAGGUUUACAGGCACGACAAGUGACCAUGGGUUUGGAAUCAUUAUGAAUCGUACUUAUGACAAAAUAUACGAUAACUCCGACGUCACCGGGUAUAUUCAAAAAACGGUGGAACAUUUGAAAACCGUUGACCAUAAGACAUCAUGGGACUUUGGUCUUAGGACACGAGAAAUGUUGUGGAUUUAUAACGCUCAGUCGCCCGAGGACGCAGAAGAGAGAGUUCGAUUUUUCGCACAAACUUGCCUGAGUGUGCGGAAGGCGACAGACGAAGAACUCGCUAAGUUAAACAACGAUAAAAAGAAUAUUCUAAAGUUGCAACCGGUGUUUGAUCUUCCUCUAAACCCAGGGUCGGUGUGUUACUUUAUGGCCAAGGUUUUUGUACUUGAUACCAGUUUCUACUUACCUUGGCUGCGCUCCCGCUUGUUAAGUUUGAAAGACAUGACAACUGGUCAACCAAGAGUAAAUUUUGUUGAAAAGAAGGUGUCGCGCUUGAGCGAGUUUGAUGAAGCAGAUAUUAUCGUAAACUGUUCAGGUGUUGGCGCACGGGAAGUCGCAAACGAUAAGGCUGUGACGCCAGUACGAGGGCAAUAUGUUCGAGUUCGGGCACCCGAGAACCUAGUCCUUCAUACGUACUUGCAGUUUUCUGACCACUCGUUUGUUUGCCCUCGUGUCAACGACACAUGCCUCGGUUCUGUAUACCAACCUGGCCGAACCGACACGGCGAUCAACGCCGAGGAUACAGAAAGUCUUCUGCGGCGAUGCGAGGUCUUUGUUCCUGAUGUGCGCGAAGCCGAAGUCGUUGCCGUGGACGUAGGAAUUCGCCCAGCAAGGGUCGGCGGUCCAAGAGUCGAAGUCGACCCCCAAUUGUCCCCAAACGACAGGACAAUUGUGAUUCAUAAUUAUGGUCACGGCUCAAAAGGAGUUGCCCAACAUUGGGGCUGUGCGCUUAAAGUAACGGCCUUGGCAAAAGAGAACUUACGUAACUUACAAUCGAAAAUGUAAACGAGGAUUCGCCCGUUACCUCUGGGUUACAGCAGGCGCGCUAACCACUAUGCCACGGCGGCUAUCUAAAAUAUUUUAAUUGCAGAUGGUACAUUUUAUUUAUUAAUUAUGCAUAAACUGUUCACACUUCUUAUAUAAUUUAUUGUAAUGAAUACAAUACAAAUUCUUAGAUCA